This is a messenger RNA of Musa acuminata AAA Group (dessert banana), 1362 nucleotides long. Its product is annotated as chaperone protein dnaJ C76, chloroplastic. The transcript has 9 exons. The record is from RefSeq and is a predicted model, not a curated record. Lineage: Eukaryota; Viridiplantae; Streptophyta; Magnoliopsida; Zingiberales; Musaceae. Gene Ontology annotation, molecular function: electron transfer activity; iron ion binding. Bases 112 to 1134 code for a protein of 340 amino acids.
ACCGAAAAAUCGGACGUUUUUUUGAGAGGUGGAGGAAAUUAAGAAGAACAUGAAGUGAAUGAGAACUCGUGCCGGCGGAGGGCUCGACAACCGGGUCCAUUCGUCGGUAGAAUGGCCCAAUUGCUCGCGCCGGUGCGCGCCGGCUUGCUCCUCGACUUCCCCAAUAUGCCGUCCCCGACGCGGAGCCUAGCGGCCGCCGACCGUUCGAGAACCCACCGCCACCACCGUCGGUGCAGCCGGCGGUGGCAGAACAGGGACUUCAGGAUCGCCGCCGCAGCGACGGCGGCUGCCGAAGGUUUCUCCUCGCGGGAUGAUGUCGCCGAUGAUUACUACGCGGUUCUUGGGCUGUUGCCAGAUGCCACUCCUCGGCAGAUAAAGAAAGCUUAUUACAAUUGCAUGAAAUCAUGCCAUCCAGACUUGAGGGGGAAUGCUCCGGAUGUUAAUAACUUCUGCAUGUUCGUCAAUGAGGUCUAUGCGGUGCUCGGUGAUCCUGUGCAGCGAAUGGUGUAUGAUGAAAUUCAUGGAUACGCGGCAACUGCUGUCAAUCCUUUCUUGGAUGAUAGUGCUCCAAAGGAUCAUGCAUUUGUUGAUGAGUUUAGUUGCAUAGGGUGCAAAAACUGUGCUAAUGUGGCCCCAGAUGUGUUUCAGAUUGAGGAAGAGUAUGGGCGAGCAAGAGUUUGCUGCCAAUCAGGGAAUCCUGACUUAGUUCAGGAAGCAAUUGAUACUUGUCCAGUUGAUUGCAUUCACUGGACUUCUGCUGCACAGCUUUCCCUCCUUGAAGAUGAAAUGCGCAGAGUGGAGAGAGUGAAUGUGGGGCUUAUGCUUGCUGGAAUGGGGAGCUCAUCCACUGAUGUGUUCAGAAUGGCAAGUACACGAUGGGAUAAGCGCCAAGCAAAAGUGUUGGAAAAGGCUAAGAUACGGGUAACGAAACAGAGAGAGAACGAUAAGAGUGGGUCUUGGAGUAAUAUUUGGGGGGUGCCAAAGAAUUACGCAAGUACAGAGGAAGCAGCAGUGAAGGAGAGAGCCAAGAGAGCUGCAGCGGCAGCCAGAAGGUGGAGAGAAUAUUCGAGAAGGGGAGCCGAUCGACCUCCGACGUACAAACUUCCAGAGACAAUUUCUAGCAAGGAAUCCUGAAGAGAGAACAUGUAGUUCCUUCUGCAAUGUACAAUCAUGUAUGUGUUAAGAGCCCUUCAAAUCGAUCAUUUCUCUCACUUGUCCUUCAAAUAUAUAAAUCCUUCACCUGGUGGACAACAUAUCUUUCAAGACCACAAGCAGAUGAGUGCCAUCACAUUCUCCAACAUGUAUCAUAUUUACCAUACUGAUUCUAUACAAAGAAAUAAUACAGAAUGCAUCUUCUUUUCA